This is a messenger RNA of Cladocopium goreaui, 912 nucleotides long. Lineage: Eukaryota; Dinophyceae; Suessiales; Symbiodiniaceae. The record is from the annotation of a GenBank genome assembly.
AUGACAUGGUCCGGGUGGGCGCUUCCGUGGGGCACUGACGGCUUGCUGAUGCCGGUUGGCCUCUGCGACGUCCUCGAGAUGGCGCGCCAAUUUGUGCAGUUGGCUGGCUUGGGGCCACGGCACGAUGGUCCCAGAAGCUUGGAUGCCUUUCUUUCAGACCAGAACCAGGUGGUCAUGGCUGUCGAGGACAGGAACAGGGCUUGCAUCCAAGCAUCCUUCUUCAGCAAUGCGUUCCAUGGCAAGCUGGAAGAGCAUGCCUCAGCAGGCAAGUUGGAUGUGGGCUUCGGACAAUUUUUCGAUUUUGGAGAAGAAGCUGGCUAUGGACCCACUUCCUAUUUCGUCUCGGCGGAGGGAUUCUUUUACGUCCUCACCUAUCGAGCUGCUGACGGCGAGUGCUUCAAGGGCGACUUCGACGACGACAAGUGGCUACCGAGCUGGAUCACGAGAAAGGGCACUUGUGGCCACAAAGACGACAACGUCCAUGGUGCUUGCACUUCGGUUGUCCCGCUGGGAAGAUUCAAAAGGACGGCCCUGGAGUGUCACAUUGGCCAGAUGCUCUUCGGCCGGGCCCUUGCCUACGUUCUUUUUCUGGAGAAGCAGGUGCCUGGGAGGUGCUUCUCCAUGGCUCCUGUGCCAGAGUCUGCAAGCAAGGCAGUGAAGCUUUGGAUGCAGAGUCUGGCUGCAAAGCUUUUCUGGAACGAGCAGGAAAAGGAUUUGAUCCCCAUGGUCCAGUUCCUCCUGCGAGAUUUGCCUCAGCAGUGUUUGCCUAGCGCUCUGGUGACGGCAUACUUGCUGUAUCGGGCCAAGUGUGUGGUUCCAUCCUUGGCAUCAGAGCCUUUGCAUGUGACAAGUUGGGGUGAUGGAAAUGUUUUUCCUUUGAAGCACAUUCAAUGUGACGUCAGCAAGAUAUAG